AUUCGAAUUUUAUCGUUAUCUGAUAAACAUGCAAAAUUAAUUUUGUUGUUAUGAAUAAUUUAAAAUAUUUUUUAGUUGUCGCCAAACCUUCGUUUGAUAAAGAAUAGUUAAUAAACAUAGUUCCUAACCUAAAUAACAUCAUUGAUAAAUAUUUAUUUAUAACCUGUUAAAAGUGGACUCAAAAAAACAGGAUUAAAUAACAAUUCACAUGAAAAAAUGAGAUACCGAAGCCGAAUAAUGGUAUCUACGUAAACAUGAAAGCAAAUAUAGUAAUUUUGGGAAUUGUUUCGGUCAGUGUAUUUUCAGUUAUUUUAAUUAUACUGAAGCUAAUAAGCAUAGAAGAGUAUACACCAAACAUAAGACCAAAUUUUGUAACCCCGAUUGCUGAAAAAUAUAUGCAAGAAGUAGAAAAAGCAAAUAAUUUAUUGAAAGAAGCAACUAUACGAAUACAGGAACUGGAGGAAAAACUUUCUAAUUUUGAAAGUCGUGUGCCAAAAACAUAUCCAGAUGUUAAAUUUCUUAACUAUGUAAAAAGGAAACGAAUACUUAUAACUGGUGGUGCUGGUUUUGUUGGAUCUCAUUUGGUGGACCAGUUGAUGUUGCAAGGCCAUGAAGUUAUAGUGGUAGACAAUUUUUUUACUGGUCGCAAAAGAAAUGUGGAACAUUGGGUUGGUCAUGAGAAUUUUGAAUUGAUACACCAUGAUAUAGUAAAUCCUAUAUUUAUUGAGGUGGAUGAAAUUUACCAUCUUGCCAGCCCUGCUAGUCCUCCACAUUACAUGCACAAUCCUGUUAAAACUAUUAAGACUAAUACCAUGGGAACUAUCAAUGUUUUAGGUUUGGCAAGAAGAUGUAACGCAAAAGUAUUAAUUGCAAGUACUUCUGAAGUUUAUGGAGAUCCUGAAAUUCACCCACAACCAGAAACAUACUGGGGCCAUGUAAAUCCCAUUGGCCCAAGAGCUUGUUAUGAUGAGGGUAAAAGAGUAGCAGAAACUCUUACAUAUGCAUAUGCAAAACAAGAAAAAAUGUCAGUCAGAGUGGCGCGCAUUUUUAAUACUUUUGGGCCCAGAAUGCACAUGAACGAUGGUAGAGUUGUGUCAAAUUUUAUUUUGCAGGCCUUAAAGAAUGAAGAUAUUACUGUUUAUGGGACUGGAACUCAAACAAGAUCCUUCCAAUAUGUUACUGACUUGGUAGAUGGAAUAAUUAGUCUUAUGAAUGCAAACUACACUCAACCUGUGAAUCUGGGGAAUCCCAUAGAACAUACAAUAAAUGAGUUUGCCACAAAAAUAAGAAACCUGGUAGGUGGUAGAAGCAAAAUAGUGCACCUAGAGGGCGCCAUUGACGACCCACAAAGAAGAAAACCUGAUAUAACCAGAGCAAAAAAGUUUAUAAACUGGGAACCAAAAUAUGACAUUAAAAUGGGUCUUCAAAAGACCAUUGAUUAUUUUAGACAAGAAUUAAAACAAGACAAAUAUACACAUAGAAGCAAAAAUUUGAUUGAAGCUUAUCCUGGAUAAAUAAUUAUGUAUUUUUUAUUACCCAUAAUUAUUAAUAUUGUGAUCUAAUAUUGUUUAAUAUAAUUCGU
Brassicogethes aeneus is the source of this 1582-nucleotide messenger RNA. Lineage: Eukaryota; Metazoa; Arthropoda; Insecta; Coleoptera; Nitidulidae. The record is from the annotation of a GenBank genome assembly.